UGCAUUUUUAGAGGUGCAGAUAAAGCUUGCAAUUCUCCUUAAAUGAAAAAAAUCAUUGGAGGAAAAAAAUGAUUGAAGUCAUAAUACUGAAGAUUGAAAAUCCAGAUUGCUUUUGGGUCUACAUAAUAGGAGGCAGAAAAAUUGUAGUCAAUGAAAUGGAAUAUGAAACACUUCAGACUGAAAUGAAUCAAUUCUAUAACAAACAUUAUCGAUGUGUGGAUGCCAAGCCUUGUGCACUGGAAGAGGGACAGGUUUGUGCUGUUUACUGUGAGGAACUGAAAUCUUGGUGCAGAGCUGUUGUUAAUUCAAUCAUAUCAUACACGGAUUAUUACAUUGCAGAAUGUUUCCUUGUGGACUAUGCCAAAACUAUUCCUGUGAACACUGAAAAGAUCUGUGUGGUCGUAAAAUCAUUUGUGAGGCUGCCUUAUAGAGCUACAAAGUUUAGGUUGUACUGUGUCAAACCAGUAACACUACGUGUCAACUAUUACAAUGACAAUUCUGAGAUAGUGCCUGCUAACAAAUGGGAUAUUGCAGCAAUCCAGUACUUCCAAAACCUCCUGAAUGAAGCCACUCAAGUGGAGGCCAAGAUAUGUGCUGUUGAAGAGGAUAAUUUUGCUGUCUAUCUUUAUGUCACAAUAAAAGGUGAAAAGGUGUGUGUGAACGAUGCUCUUGUUGCAAAGAACUAUGCUUGCUAUGAACUUGAGAAAACAAACCAGAAACGAGAUUCAGAAGGUACCAAAUCUCGUUCAGAGGAGAAGAAUCCUGUAAGGCUGCUGUGGCCAAUGUUACUACGAGAAUCUAAGGUUUCUGAGAUGGGUGCUGCUCCUGUUUGUGAUAAUUCUGAGAUAGCAGAGUUGACACAUUUCCCAGAAAUUAACUUACAUAAACCAAAACAGCCUGAUGUAGUGGUGCCUGUUUCCCCUUUGAAGCAAGGAAUAACUUUUUCUGUACCAUCAGGCAUGCAAACAGUCAGCAACUUGCCUAAGUCAAGUACCAAAAUACAGGAAAGGGAGAAUGAUCUCUACAAGAACAACCUUGGGGUGAAGCUUCUACAGUUUUUAAACCCUGAUCCUCUGAAAAUUGCCACUGAUCAAGAAACUGAGGAGCUGAAGCUGAAUAUCACCACUACAUGUCUUCCUGUUGUGCUGAGUAAUAAAAUUGAACCAUGUUCAUCUCUAGAAACCGCACCACUGUUUCCAGCUUUAAAAAAGGAGCUUUUAAGAAAGCAAUUCCAAGGACCUAAUCAUGUACAGUCUUACUCCUGGCCUGCAAUAGCACGUGGAUAUGAUUCGCUUAUUAUCUCUUCUGAAAGUAACCCACUUUCAUAUCUUCUGCCAAUCAUUACAUUUUUGCAGUCAAGAAAUUGCUACAUAUCGUUAUCAGCUAGACAAGGUCCAGUAGCAUUAGUCAUAUGCCCUGGCCAGAAGAGAGCAGAACUGGUAUUUGAGCACCUGAAAAUGUACAGCCAUUGCUCCAGGCCUCUUCACCCAAUGUUGCUUGUCCUGGGAAUGAAAAAGGAAGAAAUCAAGAGUGUAAGAAUUCCAAGAGGAUGUGAAAUCGUGGUAACAACCCCACCUAUCUUUUUGCGGCUGCUCGAGCAUCAUAGUUUACUCUUCCUUAGGUUGUGUCAUCUGGUGUUGGAUGAAGUUGAUGUAUUGUUCUCUGAUGCCAAGGAGCAGACACUUACUAUUUUACAAUACUACAAAUCUAACCUGAGCGUUGAAGAAAAGGAGUUUGUGCCGCAGCAGAUUGUUGCUGUUGGAAACCACUGGGACAAAAAUAUAGAAGUUUUAACAAAAGAAUUCAUGAAUGAUCCAUAUAUUGUAAUCACCUCCAUGGGAGAAGCUGCCAUAUAUGGGAAAGUGCAACAGGUUGUGCAGCUCUGCCUUGAGUGUGACCGGAUCUCUACUUUACUUCAAACGUUAGAUUUUACCCCUACAGAUGCUCAGAAGACGCUGAUUUUUACAAGUUGUGUGGAAGAAAGAGACAUGGUAUACAAGGCGGUAGAGAGCAUUUCAAUCUUUUGCUUGAAAAUGAACCCGGGAAUUGGAUUUCAUUCUGAUUAUAUUGUAGAGCAGUGGAACAAAACAAUCAGCCCUGGAACCCAUGUUGUAUUGGUUUUAACCGAUGACUGCACAGCAGCUGUAAAAUUUACAGACGCAACCCGUGUCAUUCAUUUCAGCUUUCCACCAACUCCAAGAAUCUUUGGUGCCCGCUUACAUGGCCUGUCUGCCAACUUCCAAAAUUCAGUAGAAAAGAGUCCAUCACUGGGAAAAGAAGAGAGCAAAGCCAAAUCCAUCUUGCUGUUGACAGAGAAAAAUGCCUGCCAUGCAGUUGGAGUGUUGAAUUAUUUGGAACGGGCAGAAGCUUUCGUCCCCCCUGACUUGUACAACUUUACCAGGGGAGUGUUGGAAGCCAAAGAGGAAAAGAGAAGCGGGCAGCCGUUUUGUUCUUCCGUUAAGGCCUAUGGAAUAUGCAAAAAUAAAAAACGCUGCCCAGAUCGCCAUCGCGUUAACCUUCAAAUUGAUGUGCCCUCAAAAGUAGCUGACGAAGCUCUGCAAACAGGUGGAAUUAUAACAAUACUGCCUCUUUUUAUUGUGGAUGCCACAAACUACUUAGGCCGUGUGGUAGGGAAAUGGGGUAAUCUCUACGCAGCUCUUGAAACAGAGAUGAAGGACUAUUAUCAGGAAUCUAGCAAUUGUACCCCAGCGGACAAAGUGGAGAAGCUGGCAAUGUAUGGACUGCGGGAAGAAAAUUCUUUCCACAGGGUCCAAGUGCUAGACGUGGAACAAAAAGAAGAGCCCAGUGCGUUUUACAACGUUGACAUCAAGUACAUAGAUGAAGGCAGAACUGGCUAUGUUCAAAAUCAUCACUUGCUUAGUUUACCAGAACAAUUUCAAGCGUUGCCUCCUCAGGCUGUGGAAUUCAUAGUUUGUAGGGUUAAACCCAUUGAUAAUGAAGCAGAAUGGCAUCCAAAAGUAUCCAGAUGCAUUAAUGACAAAAUCAGAGGAAAACCACAUGAAGCCAAAGUAGCUCUUGUCCUGGGAAAUACAAUUUGGGUAGAUCCGGUGAUUCGAGUCACUAAACUUCAAGACCUGAAAACUUCAAUCAACGAAUAUAAUAUUCGCUCUGAAAUCCUAUCUACUGGAUUGGGAGUGGACAAUCCUGAGCAUAUACAGGAACUUGAGAAAUUAUUUAAUGAGGCUGAAAUACCCCAUGAGAAAAAAGAGAAGCCUGCAUUAUUAAAUCCCCCCACGGAUGAAAGAAGUGAGGAGGCUGAACCUGUUGAGCAGAAAGUCUCAAAUCCUGCAACUCUGAGCUCAGAGACCUCAAGCAAACAGCCCUUGCCCGUUGUACAGAAAUCGCAGCACAGCCAAGAUAUCAUCCAUGAUGGUUAUUCUCAAGUGUCUUUAGAAAAUCACUGUAAUGAAACGGCGCAAAAUAAGAACAACGAAGACAUUCUGCAGAUUUCAACUAAAUGCUUCCACCCAACAAUAAAAUGGUUUGAUAAGCAAGACGCUGUUGUUGUAAAGGUAAAAUUGCAAAAUAUUAGUAAUUACGACUGCAGGAUUUUUGAACAGAGGAUCGCUUUCAGCGCUUCGGCAAACGGCAAAUUUUAUUUGGCCAAUAUGGAGCUGCAGAGAAGCAUCCUCAGAGAGAAAUCAACGUGCGUCCUUAAGGGCGACGAGCCCACCAUACUCCUUGUAAAAGUGAAGAAGGAACCUUGGUGCAACUUGCUAAAAGAGAAAAACCAUCAUGUAUCGUUUGACUUUGAUUACUUGGAUGAUAAUGAGGAAAGAAGCCCAUUCUGUAUAGGUAAGCAGUUCAUUGUUUUAUGUGCAGUAUCUUCACGUCUAAAGGGAUGGGAAGCCCUUCUGUAUUUUUUGCAAACUCUUCUGGGGAAGACAGAUUAUACUGUGUAUUUCAUGGGGUGUGCGAAGAAGAAGAGGAGGAGGAAGAAGAAUCUUCCAAAGACAGUGAUUCAGAGAGUGAUUUAUCCUCUUGUUAAUUAUAUCUUGGCCUUUAGUCUUUGAUCCCCUACAAGGUUAAAGGAUCUAAAAUAGAUAGUACAAAACCCCUCACCUGUGCAUCGGAUGCCUUCUUCAUAGUGAUACAGUCUCAGCAUUUUAUUAAAAAUGUUGACAAUGGGACUUCUGUGGGGUGCCACAUUUGCUGUUUAUUGACAGUUAUAAUUCUAAGCAUGCUCGCUGCAAAUGAAUCUUAACAACUUUGAGUGAAAUUUAAUUUGAUAAACAAGUUGAUAAUUACAUCAAAUUUAACAAUUAGACCAGGACAGGUACAGUAUUGAAAAUUGCUUUUCAGUUGCAAUUAUACCAAAAUACUUCACAAAGAAGCAUGUUUGGUUUUUUGUUUUUGUUUUUUGGUUUUUUUAAAAAAAUACAAUAAAAUCUGAGUUUUGUGUUUUGUAAUGCUAUAAGGUGCUAACAGGAUAGGCUGAUCAUUUAUUGUAACUCGGUUCUUAAGGAAUGUAAAAUGGGUAAUGCUAAUUCAGUCUAGUUGCUAUGAUGAGAUAAUUUACCUUUACCUUUGUGAGAGGUAAAGCAGUAAUAUAACAUUACAAACGAAUAACUUUUGGUUCUUUUUUCACAAUAGUUUCAAAUACACAAAGUUUUGUAUAUUUGUUUAGGAAAAUGUUCAGAUACCUGGUUUUGCUUUCAGGUGUUUAGCUUUGUUGUGGCAUUGCAAUAUAUCAGCUGGGUCAACCAAAACAUCACAUAUUUCUUCCUUGAGCAGAAGAAAAUAAAAGCAUAUCACGUAUCAUAUAAUUUAUUGGAAAAUCUGAAUACAGAAAACCUGUAAUUAUAGAUGCAACUUACACAGAAUAGGAAGUUUUGCAAAAGGUUAUUGACAGUGUGUUUCUCAACCCCAGCAAUUUUAAGAUGUAUGGACUUCAACUCCCAAAAUUCCUCAGCCAGCAAAGUUAUAAAGGUUGAGAAAUUGUGUUAGAAUAUACAAGCUAGUUCUCUGAAAAUCUAUAGUUACUGUACAAUCCAAUUGUUCUACUUCUGUAGCUGUGCAAAGUUUAUCGAAACAACAAAGGAAGCACAAGUCUACAAACAACCUAAGUUUAUAAUUUUGCAUUCAGAUAAAUCCGAUACUUGGCCCUUCUCUGAAUUAAUAUCGGUCCUGUUAACCGUUAGUUGUCUUUCUGAGAAAAAAAAAGUGUUCAUUAAAAUUUAAAAUGAUUAACCUCUGUUUUGUAAAAUCUUUUAUUAUUUGUGGCUUGAAACUACUAUAGAGUCAAAAUAGUCCCAGAGGCUAAUAUUGAAACUGCAACCUUUAGGGAACAGUUCUGAAAGAGAGUGUCUUGGAUUUUAUAAAAGCCCCUGAGUAAUUUUCAAAAAUUAAUAUUCAAUAACGGUAAAAAGUCUGUGGUUCCAGCUAUGAUAUGGCCCUGGAUUCUCCCAUACUUGGUAUUUUCUAAAAAGAAGAUGAUACUGUUCGUGCAUGUUUGGAGGAGUGACAUCCUAACCCUAACAGAUUUUCAAAAUUGCAGUAAUAAAUCUCACCAGUCUUUUUUAAAUGCUACAAACUCCUUUGUUAUCUUUCAAUUGUAGUUUGAUAAUUAGAUUUUGGGGUGCGAUGCGGUUGUCCUCGUUUCUUAAACAUCCAACACUGAAAAGUCCAGAAGGUAACACUCUGCAUCAACCUCAUAGUUAAAGCUCCCCAGGAAUGAAAAUUAACAGGCUUGGAUGUCACCGGAGGAAAAGUGUAGACAAUUCCUGUCUAGGCUGUGAGGAUUAAGACCUCAUGCCAGGCCAAUAAACUCCUAUUAUCCCACCCACUGAUCUUGCAAAAUGCUUUUAAUACAGAGAAAGCAUUGCACUGUCUCAAGCUCUCUUGAGGCCAAGGAUAGACUUGUUGACUUCCUCAGGUUUUAGCGGUAAACAUCCCUAUCCUUCUUGCUUCUCCUUGACAUUUGGAUAUGGCUCUCUAGCCUACUUGAUGCAGGAGUUGGCCUCUUCUGUUGUGUUGGUUAACAGGUAGCUCAGACACAUUGUCCUAUGAGAUUGCCCAAAAGGUAAUUCUCAGUUGUUAAAUGCUUUUCAUUGUGAAAUUUAGUAGUGGAAACUCCCCGUUUCCAUUCUUGAUUUUCCCAAGCUUGGCUAUAAAUCUUUAAACCAUAACAGAUGCGAAAAAUAUCCCGCUUCCUCAAUAAGUCAGGGUAAAUAUGAAAAAAAAAAAUCUUUGUUAAGAUCUUUGCCAUGUCAUACAUGUUGUAAGAUCUUUGCUGUCUCGUGCAUAUUCCGUAAACCAC
Notechis scutatus (mainland tiger snake) is the source of this 6280-nucleotide messenger RNA. NCBI's taxonomy places the organism in Eukaryota, Metazoa, Chordata, Lepidosauria, Squamata, Elapidae. The record is from RefSeq and is a predicted model, not a curated record.